Messenger RNA from Polypterus senegalus (gray bichir), 2609 nucleotides. RefSeq names its product NACHT, LRR and PYD domains-containing protein 3-like. Gene Ontology annotation, molecular function: protein binding. Bases 108 to 2609 code for a protein of 833 amino acids. NCBI's taxonomy places the organism in Eukaryota, Metazoa, Chordata, Cladistia, Polypteriformes, Polypteridae. The record is from RefSeq and is a predicted model, not a curated record. The transcript is spliced from 7 exons.
UGGGCUUUGAGACACGAUACACUGAGCUGGUGGUCAUUAAUAAGUACAGAAGAACCUACAGUGAAACUCACCAUGAACUUCUAGAAAUUGGGAGGACUCAUGCAGAGAUGGUGGAGGAGCGGGUAAAGGAGAAAUGUGAGCGGAUCUGGACUGAGCAACUCUUUAGAAGGAGUCCUGGAAGUGAGAGUCCCCCUCACAUUGUAGUGGUCAGUGGAGUGGCUGGAAUUGGAAAGACCACUAUGGUCCAGAAGAUCAUGUUUGACUGGUCCAGAGGUGCUCAGUACCAGAGGUUUGCAUUUGUGUUCAUGUUUAAAUUCAGGGAUCUUAACCUCCUAGACAACAAGAAUGAGCCACAGAUGCCUCUGACCAGGCUGAUUGUGAGGCACCAUAAAUAUCUCAAUGACCAGAAACUGAUAAAAAUCCUGAGUAAACCCGAAUCUCUCCUCUUUAUAUUCGAUGGCCUGGAUGAGUACAAACACAAACUGGACUUCACACAAAAACAGGUGUGCUCAAACCCAGAGGAGCUCUUUUCUGUCCAUGUCCUGUUGACCAGUCUGGUCAGUGGGACAUUACUCAAGGGCUGUUCAGUCCUGAUCACAAGCAGACCAACAGCUCUGGAGGUCCUGGACAUGGACAGAGUUGAUCAAUAUGCAGAGAUCUUGGGGUUCUUCCCUUUUCAAAGGUUGAUGUACUUUAAGAAGUUUUUUGAUGAUGCCGAUUUGGGUGCAGAGGUUUUUCGGUAUGUUGAAGAGAAUGCCAUUCUUUACACCAUGUGCUUCAACCCCUCAUACUGCUGGAUUAUCUGUUCUGUGCUGAAAAGCCACUUCAUGACACCUGAAGAAGAGCGUGGAAAUGCCCCAAGAACUGUCACUGAGCUCUUUGUAAUGUUUCUUCACAACAUCCUGACCAACCAUAGGCGAGAAGCUGAGGACUGGCGGGGGAUUCUGGUCAAACUGGGAAAAUUGGCUUAUUAUGGGGUGGACAACAGGAUUCUUGUGUUUUAUGACAAGUCUGAGAUGUCCACCUUUGGCCUCCAGCCAGUCUUGUCCUCUCCAUUCCUAUCUGGGUUCCUUAAAGAAAUACUGCAGAGAGAAAGCAGUUUAGAGCACACGACGUACACAUUCUUCCAUCUCACACUGCAGGAGUUCAUGGCUGCCUUCUCCUUCUUCCUUGAUCCAUCAGAGGGAGUUAAGAAUCUGCUUGUGAAGUUGGACUCUUGUAAAGAUGGCCGGUUUGAGAUCCUUAUUCGAUUUCUAGCCGGACUGACCAAGCCUUCUGUGUUUAAAACACUGGAGAAAAUCCUGGGGGAGUUUGACAGGAAGACAGCAAAGCUGAUCCUGGAGUGGGUGAAGAAAAAAGCUGAACAGGCUCUAAAGGGUGAAGAUAAAAAUGAAGCUCUGCGAGUGUGUCAGUGGCUCUAUGAGACUCAGAAUAAGAAAUUAAUUGGGGAUUCCAUCGGGAAGGAUUUAAAGAUGAACUUUAGCAGAUCAACGUUAUCUCCUCUGGACUGUGCCGUGCUGAGCUCUGUCAUUAGCUGUUGUGGAGAACUUCAAGAACUUAAACUAUCAGAUACAAAUCUUAACACAGAGUGCAUCAAAAGACUUGUGCCAGGUCUCAGCUGUUGUAGGCGUGUUGACUUACGCUUAUGUCAUCUCACCCCAGACUGCUGUUUGGCUCUUGCCUUGGCUCUGUCUGCUGAAGCCUCACAUCUGACUGAGAUGGAGCUGAGAAACAAUAAUCUGGGGAAUUCAGGAGUGAGUCUGCUGUGUGAGGGGCUGAAGAGCAGAAACUGUAAAUUAGAGAAACUGGGGCUAAGGAACUGCAGUCUCACUUCGGGUUACUGCUCAGCUCUCUCCUCAGCUGUCUUUGCUGAUCAUUUACUGCUCACUGAGCUGGAGCUGGGACUCAAUAAGCUGCAGGACUCAGGAGUGCAUCUCUUGUGUAAGGAGCUUAGGAACCACAACUGUAAAUUGAAGAAACUGGAUCUCGACUCGUGUGGCCUCACCUCUGGAUGUUUAGCUGCUCUCUCCUCGGCUCUUUUCACUGAACACUCACAACUGACUGAGCUGUGGCUUGGAGAAAAUAAACUGGAGGAUUCAGGAGUCCAUCUGCUGUGUGAGGGGAUGAAGAGUGCAAACUGUAAAGUAGAGGAACUGAGGCUCUUUCAUUGUGGCCUCACCUCUGGGUGCUGUGCGGCUCUCUCCUCGGCUCUCUCUGCCGAACACUCUCACCUGACGGAGCUGGACCUGAGAUGGAAUAACCUGCAGGAUUCAGGAGUGUGUCAGCUGUGUGAGGGCCUGAGGAGCCGAAACUGUAAAUUACAGAAACUGAGACUCUAUCAAUGUGGCCUCACCUCUGGAUGUUGCUCAGCUCUCUCCUUGGCUUUCUCUGCUGAACACUCACAUUUGACUGAGCUGGACCUGAGCAAAAAUAACCUGGAGGACUCAGGAGUGUGUCUUCUAUGUGAGGGGCUGAAGAACAAAAACUGUAAAUUAGAGAAACUGGGGGUGGAUGGUAAUGGGAUUAGCGAGAAACAGAAGAAGAAGCUGAAGGCACUAGAGGAGAAACUGAACAGAUCAGGAUGGCGGGUGACAAUAUCUACCGCAUAA